CGCGACAGUCAAUUUUGACCAAAACUGGGAAGCAUUACGCUUUGCGUCGCUGUGAAGAAGUUCUAAUAAAAUAGAAGAAAUCGCUUUGCUCCAUGACAAACAUGUCUUAUGGGCGAUUCUUUGGUAAGACUACUCGAAUUUCUAAAGAAGAUCAAGAAUUUUACGACCUGAAACACAGAGCGGCUGAGUAUUAUAGGGUCAAUGGAGUUCCGCAGAAGUUUGAAGCGGCACUGAACUCCAUGUUUUUCGAAAAACCGGAUGAUGUUUACGGUUAUUUGGCAAACUAUUUUUCAAGACUCUCAACACGGCCAGUGAUAAGCAAGCUAAAAGGAAGCAAAGUGUAUGAUGGAAAGGGUCAGCUAACGGUUCAAACAGAAGUCUUGUGCACCGUCAGAAAUGAAGAAAAGAGAGUUUGCUCUGCAGUUACCUCCAGCGAGUACAACCUCACCAUUAAUGGAAGUGAUAAGAGGGAGGAUUGUGUGACGGCUGCACUCCACUGGAUCGAUGAAGCAUUAAGCACAAUGUUAAGGGGCUUUGAUCCGGCUGACCAAACAGCAGUGGAUAAACUACUCAGUGACUUUUUUAAGGAACGCUUCCUUGAAUAUCAGGAGAGGCAGAGCAGAGAAACUGAGGAAAAGCAAGCUGCGGAUCCUACGCAUGAACCAGUCCCUCCCCCAGUGACUCCAGGACACAGAAAGGCAGGACAUAAAGGGAAAAAGAGUAACACCACAGAGAAGCCCCUCCCACCUGCAGAGCCCCGGGUUCCCAUCAUCCCCGGCAGCAUGGCUGUUGGUUCUGUGUCCCUGGCAAUAGCCAAGGCUGCAGCCCAGUUAAACAGUGUGCCACUCUAUCAGCACAUCAGAUCACUGCAUCCCCAACAGCGGGGUCUGGGAAAUGUCGAGAUGCCAUUGCCUAUGGUAACCCUGCUCCACUGUGGCAAAGCAUCUCCAGGGAAGCUGAACCUGAUGGAGGAACUCAUUGUUAUCCCAACAGCAAAACAAAGUGUCAGACAAAUUGUUGCAAUGGUCCUUGAGCUUCAAAAAGAGAUUACAAAGAUACUGAAUACAGCCUCAAAGACAGGGCCUGUGUUGAAUACAGUGUCAGACAUGGGGGCAAUGGUGGUAGGAUACGACCAGCCUGAGCAGCCUUUAGACCUACUGACAGAGGCAGCCAACAACCUUGGCCUGACACUGGGAGACGACAUACAUUUUGCAAUCAACUGCGCUGCUCAUGAGUUAAUGGACUAUCAAAAAGGUAAAUAUGACAUUGUCAGCGGCAGUGCAAAGACUCCUGAUGAGCUAGUGGACAUGUACAAGAAUCUGACGCGCAGAUACCCUGCACUUAUCGCCCUGAUAGAUCCCUUUCGAAAGAAGGAUCACGAACAAUGGCAGUCACUGUGCAGAGCACUAAGACCCACAUGCCACCUGCUCUGUGACACUACAUUCAGGCCCACAACUGCCCUUUUAACAGAGUGCACACUGUCCACACCAGGGGUCAGAGGUUAUAUCCUGAAGCAGACUAAUCAGACCACCGUCACUGACCUAAUUCAGGUCACUCAGCAGCUAGAAGGUACAGUGACCAUAUUUGGAACAACAAGUGGAGAACCAUGCUGUGACACUUUGUCAGACCUGGCUGUAGGACUGGGUGUUAAUUUUGUCAAACUGGGAGGUCUGAGUCGUGGAGAGAGGCUGACUAAAUACAACCGUCUGAUUUCUAUAGAGGAGGAAUUGUCCCAGCAGGGAAUACUGGGUUCAAGAGAGGUAACUGGUUUUCCCAAUUCACUUGGAACAUGAGAGCAGGACAAUCUACGAAACACUCAACAAAUUUCUCAUUGUUCAUGUAUGAUUAGACAGUUGCCUGAUAAUUCCAGUAAUCUGUCACUUAAAGUAAUUCCAAUAUUUACACCUACGGCAAUUUUAUAUAUGCUUCAUACAAGUACAAAUAAAGUUACUGUUAGAAACACAA
This is a messenger RNA of Paramormyrops kingsleyae, 1965 nucleotides long. RefSeq names its product enolase 4 (gene eno4). Gene Ontology annotation, cellular component: phosphopyruvate hydratase complex. The record is from RefSeq and is a predicted model, not a curated record. Gene Ontology annotation, molecular function: phosphopyruvate hydratase activity; magnesium ion binding. Gene Ontology annotation, biological process: glycolytic process. NCBI's taxonomy places the organism in Eukaryota, Metazoa, Chordata, Actinopteri, Osteoglossiformes, Mormyridae.